Lucilia cuprina (Australian sheep blowfly) is the source of this 5313-nucleotide messenger RNA. It is a transcript of the gene Samuel, whose product is annotated as probable serine/threonine-protein kinase DDB_G0282963. Bases 146 to 3205 code for a protein of 1019 amino acids. Gene Ontology annotation, cellular component: PRC1 complex. NCBI's taxonomy places the organism in Eukaryota, Metazoa, Arthropoda, Insecta, Diptera, Calliphoridae. The record is from RefSeq and is a predicted model, not a curated record. Gene Ontology annotation, molecular function: protein binding. The transcript has 6 exons.
UUGUUUCAAAUAAAAUAAAACUAAAAAUUUGUGUAAACAAAAAAAUAUAUAUAAUUUUUUAAAGAAACAAAUUAAUCUAUUGUUAAUAAUUAGUAAAAAUUAAUCAACAAGAAAUUAAUUUUUAACCAUUCUAUAAUGGAAUAUAAUGAAGGAAACCGAUACUGAAACUUCAGUAAUAUGGCCACCAUGGUGCUAUGCCGACAAUAUUCACCAUAAUGUCUUAAAGGAAUGUGCUGAAAUUGAAAAGGACUUGUAUUCCAAUAUCAACGAAGACUCCAAUGACCUGUCCUUAAGAAAACUUACAGACACACAGGAAGUGACAAGAAAAAGAGAACAUAUCAAAUAUACAAGUGGUUUUAAAACAAGACACCCACCAAUUGCACCGCUAUCACUAACACCGAUCACAAUUGUUGGGGAGAAAAAAAUGCUUAGCGAACGCUCUUUACUAUUGAGUGGUUACAGUAACAACAAUACAAUUGAAAGUGUUAAAACGAAUUGUGAAAAAAGCAAUACACCACCCUUGAGUGGGGAUACGUCGCCGGUACAGGGGGCCGGUCUCACAAUUACACCUACAACAACAGCAGCAGCGGCAGCUGCUUAUCUCUAUUUGGAAAAGGUGAAAAAUGAACAAAUGUCACCACGUGUGACAGCAGCACAACUAGAUUCCCUAAAGGAUGCUAUUAUGGAAUCAUCAGCUGCAGCAGCAGCAGUUGCUGCUGCAAUGGUAAACAAUAACAAUAGUAAUUCUAUCAAUAAUAACAACAAUCACAACAACAGCAAUAGCAUCAACAAUAACAGCAGCACUGGCUCAGGCAGUGGCAGUGUAAGUAAUUGCAGUAACAGCAGUAGCAGCAUAAACAACAAUUUAGUCAAUAGUCAGCUUCAAAAUCAAAUUGCCAACAAUUCUAUCAACAAUACCAGUGAUGAAUUACAGAGUCAUUCCCUGGCACAAUCCUGCAGUCAAACACACCAACAACAACAGCAUCAGUUUCAGAUUCAGAAGCAAUCGCACCAACAUCAUCACCAUCACCAAACACAACAACAGUCAUUACACAUGAACAGCAAUCAUGUGAAAAAAGAGAGACUUAGCCCUGGCACUAACGGUGAUCUCCAAACGACAUUAUCAAGAUCGCGCAGUACAACACCAUCUUCAUUUCGCGGCACGUCGCCGCAACAAUCUGUUCACAGUAGUCCGUCCGAAACCAUAGUACCAAUGCAUAAUCUCUCUACGAAUCUGCUGAAUAGUAUUCAUCAGGCAGCUGCCUCAAGUCGACAUGGAAAUUUGAGUGUUUCUUCGCCUGGCAUAACGAAUGCAAAUUCAGGACUUCCAGCCGAUUUUCCAACGCGAAAUUAUUCUGAUUUUAUGCGAAGUUUGGCAGCCAAGUACAAUAAUGCAAAUCCAAAUGAUAACUUGAAGCGGAAUACAUUGUUUGAAGCAACAUCAAAUAAUAUAACUAGCCAAAAGAAGGCAUCAACAGCAGCACAAAAGACAUCGUAUGCACCGUCACCCACCACCCCAAUUAAUAAGGAAGUAUCCAUAACGACUACCUCUGCACUACCUCCCCCUCCACCGCUGGCAUCAGCAGCCAUCUCACCAGGCGAAUCAACUCUUAAGCUGACACAACAGAAUAAACUCGCCGCUGCAGUAGCAAAUGCAGCGGCUGCCUGUACGAGUAAUGUUUCGCCAUAUAUGACUUCGUUUCUAUCCAGCCUACCAUUUUCGUCUGGAAUUUUCCCUCCGCUUAUAGACAUGAGCAGCACCCAGGCAUUAAUAACUUUGGCUCGGGCAGCCAAGGAAAAUGAAAUACAUAACAUUUUGAGUGCCUCAACACAACACCCAAAAAGAUCUGCAGCCAGCAAUUCGCCCUCACCUAGUCCAAGUUUGAAUAUGGCCCUUCAGCAGGCAGCACAAUUUAUUUCACCUGCACUCAUCUACUCUGCUCAACUUCAGAAACAGCAGCUGCAACAGCAGGCUUCAAGGCAAUCUAGUCCACGUUUAGCAAACAUUUCAAAUUCCACAACGUCCAGUUCCACUUCUGCUAAAAAUAAUAGGAAUCUUGGUGAUAAACUGAAUGUUUCACCAUUAGACUUGAGCUCUCAGCCGCCAGCAUCUAAACGUUUCAAGGCUGAAUCCACAUCAAGCCAAAGUAGUAACGAUGGCUUAAUACAUACCACCAUAACAAGAGCGUCGUCUUCAACUGCCACAACGUCUCCAUCACCCCCGCCCCUUAAUGAAAAAUCUUUGAACAUGAAUGCUUCUAUUGCUUCUCCGGCUGCAACAGCUUCUGCCGUUGUUGGCUCGAGUACAAAGACAGAAGCAACUACAACAGCAUUUACACCAAUCAAAGUCGCCAGCUCAACAUCUGCCACAUCAUCUAUUGCACCUGCGGUUACUGUACGUCAAUGUCAAGCACAGAGUGAAGAGUUGAACUCUUGGACAGUGGAUGAUGUUUGUGCAUUUGUAGGCAGCAUAGAUAUCUGUGCCGAAUACGUAAAGCAUUUUCGUGAUCAAUGCAUUGAUGGGUCUGGUUUGCCAUUGCUAACCGAAGAUCAUUUGGUAAAUUCGUUGGGCAUGAAAUUAGGACCAGCUCUGAAAUUACGUUCUGUGUUGGCGAAGAAAUUGGGCGGUCCUUGUCCGUGCGUGUCGUGUGUUGCACAAGUUCAACAGGUGUUGGCUUUGCAAACUGGUGGUAUGACAGCAUCAACAGCAGCGGCAACCAUUGCAACACCAACAACUACAAGCGAUCAUACAACAAACAGCAUUUCUGCAAAUGUUACUGCAAUUGGUAGUAGCAGUAAUAGUAGUGGUAGUUGUAAUAGUCAUUUACCAAAAAAUCCAUUAUCGUCCAGCAGUAGCACGAAUUGUAGCAACUACAACAGUAGCAACUCUGUUAACAAGAAUGAAAGUACAGCAGCAACAACAACAAGUUCUACAAAUACCAUUUUCACAAAUAGCUCAACUACAAAUGUUUGCAAUAACGAUGCCAACACAAACAACACACCCAGAAGCAAUUGUAAUACUAAUGUUGGUAAUAUUUCAUCACCACCACCACAAUCAUCAUCAGCAGCAACAGCACCACUAUUACAGCAACCACAACAACACCAUCUCCAUCAACAGCAACAUUCACCUUCGCAAAAUAUUUGCAGUAACGACAACAGUAAUCCUACUACCUAUCGUCACGACAAUGUUGACUCCAGCAGUUAGUUGAUUAUUUUGUAUCUGAAAUUAUCGUUGCAUCUCCAUACAAUCAAAUGGACUAGAAUGAAUGUUAUGCAAUCAAUAUUUGUAAUGCCAAGUGAGUGGACUGUACAAGGACGGCGGACAAUGUCACAUUUUAAAAGAAAAUCAAAAACUUCCUUCCCUGAACCUAUGAGAGUAUCUUUUCUCGUCUAGUUUGAAAUAAAGAUUUAAAAUGAGACUUCUCCUCUUCCAUUUAUUUAAUUUGAUUUUCAACCUUCAAUUAUCGUUUAAUCGGUCGAUUCUGUCUAUUAAAAUAAUAUUUGAAUGAAAAAGAUAAAACGAUAAAACAUAAUCGGACAAUAAGAAAAUGGUAAUAAAUCAGUUAUUUUCGAAAAGAAGUCAAUUGAAAUGUUUGUUUUAUAAAAUUUGGUUGAAAUUAUUAAUAACCCAGCAAAAAAUACUUUACAAAAUACAUCAUACCUAAAAAUGCGAUUACUUAUUAUUCACUUUUCUAAAAGUGAGAAAAGACAUAACAAAUUUGAAGUACAUCAAGGAUUGGUGUAAAGCAGUGAAAUUUUGAUAAGAAAUUUACAUUAAGAAAAUGUGUUUAUUUUUGACAUCCAAAUGUCGGAUUUUUACUGUUUCUAAAAUUAUGAUUAGAUGUAGUUCAGAGUUGCCAAACAUGAUCAACAUCCCUCCAAUGUCACGCUAAUGUAAAAUUUGUAGGUUUUUCAUCCGAAUUUAAAGCAUUUCGUGUUACUAGUUGUGAUCAAAAUACUACAUCUUUUUCCAUCCAUCUCCGAUUUCGAGGAAACUCGUUGUCAUUUAUAUUAUUUUCAUACAAAAUUUUGAGUUUUUUUAAUGCAAUGUAUGUGUCGAUAAUGUUUUGUUUAAAUUAAAGUUGUAGAAUUUCAAAUUAAAAAAAAUCGUUAAAGAAAGUAGGUUGAACUUCUCAUUUUAUCUAGAUUUCGUAUAUAUUGUAAAUAUUAACAAUAUGCACAACUAAUCUUUUAAACUAUUUUAGUUAUUAUGACUAUAUUCUCUAUGCAAAGUCCUGAUUCGUACACUUUAUACAUUUACUGGACAAACUACUUAGAACUUAAAACUGCAAAGUCGCCCAAAUAAGUUAAAUGAACAUAUUAAAUGACUUUGCAUAUCGUACAUAUAUAAUUACUAUAAUUAAAAUGAAUACAAACAAAAUGUAAAUAUAUUAUUUAAAAAAUCCUUAAAUACCAAAAUGCCUUAAAUAAAAAUAAAUAAUUUUAUUUGUGUUUUUUAGUUAAUUUUAAUUAAAAACAAACAGCAACAAUCGCAAAGUCUUCCAAUCAUAAAACAAUAUUAAAUAAAAAAGCAAUUUAAAUUAAAUAAACAAAAAAAAACACAAGUAAAAUCAUGCAUUAAAUGUAUGAUUCUAGCAACAUAGAUACAUAUAAAAUUCUUAAUAGAGACUUAUGAAUUUAAGUGAUUUUUUCAAAAAAAAAAAAAAAACUUUUUAAUAAAAAAAAAUUACAAAUUUUAUAGUCAAUUUUAAUAUUAAGUUAUAUUUGUCGUUAUUUUAUUCAACUUAUUUUUUAAUAUUAAACUUAAACUUUAACAACUACAACAACAUUAUUUACUUACAUAAAAAACAAUAAAUUAUAACAAAAGAAAACCCAAGUGUACUUAAGAUUUACAAAACUUUCAUACUUUUAUACAUUUAUGUAUUAAAAAUAAAUAAAAAGAAUAUAUGCAUAUAAAAUAAGAAAGUAAAUAUAUAAAAAUAAAUAUUAAUAAAUUACACACAUUCAUAUGUUUGCAUGUAUGUAUUAUUAAGGAGAAAAAUUAUACAAAUUACAUACAUACAUUUUCUUUUAUUCAUUAAUUUUAUGUAUGUAUGUGCGUACAAUAUGCAUGUCAGUGAGUGUGUGUUACUACAUAAAUAAUACAUAUAAAUUAUGAAUAUUUUAUUUUUUAUUCCAAAUUAAUGAAAUGAAUUAAAAUACAAUCUAAUAUCUAACAACUAGUCACUAAAAAUCAAAAUUUGUUUUAUUUAAUAAAUGAAUAAAAAAAGUUAUAGAGAUCUGUUAAUUAUUUCCAAAAUUAAUUCGAUUAAAACUACAUAAAUACAAAAUAUAUGAAUAUUUUUAAACAUU